CUUUCAAAAGCCUGAAUUGGUUCCAGGGAAAAUAAUUCCCCCCCACACACUUCCCCCCCCCCGCAGGGGGAGAGUUUCCCACCACCAUGGCAGAAUCCCAAGAGAUGGUGGAGCUGCAGCGAGAGGUGAUGGAGGAGUUGGGCAUCUCCUUGGAGGACCUCAAGCAGUUGAUUGAAGAAGAGCUGGAAAAGUCGCAGGGCGUCAAACAGCGGAAGGAGGAGCUCGAACAACUGGAGGAAUGCGUGAAGCUGAAGGAGGCCGAAGUGGCUCAUGUGGACCAGCUCCUUGACAGUGCUGUGAAGGCUGUGGAUAAAUGCGAGGUUCUGGUGAAAGACGUCUACGCAAACUUGGGCCUGGAGUACCGGGAGACCGAUUCAGAGGAGGAGGACGCCUCUUCCCGGCCCAUGGAAGUGAUUGAGAUCCCCGACGAGGACGAGGACAACGACGUCAUGAGCAUCGACUCAGCGGAUGCAAGUAACAAAAUUGCCAAGGACCAGUCACUGCUCCGAGAAGCAAUGGCCGCCAUGAGGAAAUCUGCCCAGGAUGUGCAGAAGUUCAUGGACGCGGUGAACAAAAAGUCCGGCAGCUUGGAUUCCCUUAGAGGAUCCCAACAGGUGAGCCCCGGCUGCGAGAUCACCCAAGACGGCGACCUUAUGGUGGGGGACCGCAUCCUGGGCAAGAAGCGGACCAAGACCUGGCACAAAGGAACACUGAUCGCCAUCCAGACAGUGGGUCCUGGCAAAAAAUACAAAGUCAAAUUUGACAACAAAGGCAAAAGCUUGCUGUCGGGCAACCACAUCGCUUACGACUACCACCCCAUACCCGACAAACUCCAUGUCGGGAGCCGGGUUGUAGCCAAGUACAAAGACGGGAACCAGAUGUGGCUGUAUGCCGGCAUCGUAGCUGAGACGCCCAACGUCAAGAACAAGAUGAGGUUCCUUAUCUUCUUCGACGACGGCUACGCCUCCUACGUCAUCCAGUCGGAGCUCUACCUGAUUUGCCGGCCCCUCAAAAAGUCCUGGGAGGACAUCGAAGACAUCUCGUGCCGGGAUUUUAUCGAGGAGUACGUCACGGCGUACCCGAACCGACCGAUGGUCUUGCUGAAGAGCGGACAGCAGAUCAAAACGGAAUGGGAGGGAACGUGGUGGAAAUCCCGCGUGGAGGAAGUGGACGGGAGCCUCGUCAAAAUCCUGUUCCUGGAUGACAAACGCUGCGAAUGGAUCUACCGAGGCUCCACCCGCCUGGAGCCCAUGUUCAGCAUGAAGACGUCGAACGCCUCCACCCAGGAAAAGAAGCAAGGGGGGCAAAUGAGGACCCGGCCGAAUGUCGGGGCCGUGCGGAGCAAAGGGCCGGUGGUCCAGUACACCCACGACUUGACGGUGGCCAGCCCGCAGCAGUUUAAGCCUGUAGAGCAACCCCCAAUCCCCAUCGUGAUGUCCCAGCCGGUCUCGCCGCAGUUCGUGGAAGUGGACAGUCCCGAGAGCCAACUCGCUCAGGCCAAGAAGCAGCAGGUGGCCAAGAAGAGCACUUCGUUCUUGCGCCCCGGGUCGGUGGGGUCGGGACCGCCCUCUCCGACUUCCCCCGUCCUGAGCGAAACGCCUCCCGUUGGGAGGACUGGGGUGGCCCAGCAGUUCCGGUUCUCGGGGGCCCAGCCGACCGGCGGCCCCGCCCAACCCUUCCACGGCAUGCUGGACCGGGUCCCCAACGAGCCUUCCUACCGGGCCCCCGUGGAGAAGCUCUUCUACCUGCCCCACGUCUGCAGCUUCACCUGCCUCUCCCGCGUGCGCCCCUACCGCAGCGACCAGUACCGCAGCAAGAACCCCCUCCUCAUCCCGCUCCUCUACGACUUCCGGCGCAUGACGGCCCGCCGGCGCAUCAACCGCAAGACGGGCUUCCACGUGGUCUACAAGACGCCCUGCGGCCUGUGCCUGCGCAGCAUGAACGAGAUCGAGCGCUACCUCUUCGAGACGGACUGUGACUUCCUCUUCCUGGAGAUGUUCUGCCUGGACCCCUACGUGCUGGUGGACCGCAAGUUCCAGCCCUACAAGCCGUUCUAUUACAUCAGUGACAUCACCAAGGGCAAGGAGGACGUCCCGCUGUCCUGCGUCAACGAGAUUGACAACACCCCUCCACCCCAAGUGGCCUACAGCAAGGAGCGCAUCCCCGGAAAGGGGGUCUAUAUCAACACCAGCUGGGAAUUCCUGGUGGGCUGUGACUGUGAAGACGGCUGCAGGGACAAGUCUAAAUGCGCCUGCCAUCAGCUGACCACCCAGGCCACGGCCUGCACCCCCGGGGGCCAGAGCAACCCAAAUUCCGGUUUCCAACACAAGAGGUUGGAAGAGUGCCUCCCCACAGGGGUUUACGAGUGCAACAAGCGCUGCAAAUGCAACCUGAACAUGUGUACAAACCGCUUGGUGCAGCACGGCCUCCAGGUGCGGCUGCAGCUCUUCAAGACGCAGAACAAGGGCUGGGGCAUCCGCUGCCUGGACGACAUCGCCAAGGGCUCGUUCGUCUGCAUCUACGCAGGGAAAAUCCUGACGGACGACUUCGCCGACAAGGAGGGCCUGGAGAUGGGCGACGAGUACUUCGCCAACCUGGACCACAUCGAGAGCGUGGAGAACUCCAAGGAGGGCUACGAGAGCGAGGCCAAGUGCUCCUCGGACAGCAGCGGCGUCAACCUGAAGGACGAGGAGGACGAGAACACGGGCUCGGAGGAGCCCGAGGAGUCCAACGAGGACAGCUCGGACGACAACUUCUGCAAGGACGAGGACUUCAGCACCAGCUCCGUCUGGCGCAGCUACGCCACCCGCCGCCAGACCCGGGGCCAGCGGGAGAACGGCGUCUCGGAGACCGCCUCCAAGGACUCGGGCCUGGCCCGGCAGGUCAGCCACGAGGAGCCGGUUCCCUGCAAGCCCCCGCUCUCGGAGGAGACCUCCAAGAACAAGGUGGCCUCCUGGCUGAGCUCCAACACCAUGUCCGACGGCUUCCAGGACAACGACAGCCGCUCGUCCUUCCGGCUGCAUGAGCCGGCCAGGGCCGAGAGCGAGAGAGCCGGGCCGGCCGGCAAGGAGGAGUUUGGCCUGGAGGGGGACCUGAAGGCGAAGAAGAAAGAGGAAUCCGAAGACCAAGGCAAACCUACACUAGCGUGCAACCUGAACAAGUUGUACGGCUACAACCCAAAUCCGGUGAUGCCCGAAGGAAUCCGGCGGCCGCUCAGCAAAACUUCUAUGCAUCAGAACAGAAGACAGUCGGAGCAGCAACUGGGCCCUGCACACCAGGAUGUACUCAUGCUCUCCAGCAGCACUGACAGCGAGGGAGACAACGGGAGAGGCACGUCCGGGCAAGCCCCAGGCAACGCCAAUGACAGCGACGACAUCCAGACCAUUUCUUCCGGGUCAGAGGAAGAGCCGGCGGCCGACGGGAAGAAGAACCCAUCUUCCAGGCUAGGGCCGGUGAAACGCCAAGUGGCUGUGAAGUCCACCCGGGGAUUCGCCCUGAAGUCCACUCACGGCAUCGCCAUCAAGUCGACCAACCUGGCGUCCGGGGAAAACAUGCCCGUCCGGAGGAACACGCGGCAGUUCUACGACGGCGAGGAGUCGUGCUACAUCAUCGACGCCAAGUUGGAAGGCAACCUGGGCCGCUACCUCAAUCAUAGCUGUAGCCCGAACCUCUUUGUGCAAAACGUCUUUGUGGAUACGCACGACCUCCGCUUCCCCUGGGUGGCCUUCUUCGCAAGCAAGAGGAUCCGGGCCGGCACCGAGCUCACGUGGGACUACAACUACGAGGUCGGAAGCGUGGAAGGCAAGGAGCUGCUGUGUUGCUGUGGUGCCAUUGAGUGCCGUGGCCGCCUCUUGUAAGGUUUUCGUGGGUCUGUUUUGUUCAUUUCCGGCACGUGGGUCUUUUCUCCCCCGGAGAGAUUGGGGGGGGGGAACCCUCGCCCCAGAAGGACACUCCGCGAACCCCCGCGCCUCUCAUUUUACGUUUCGGUUGUCGUCUGCCUCACCAUUGUUUCGGUUUCACACCGUUUCGGACGGGUUUGUGCUGUGUGUGCGUGUUUGUAAAGGACUCCUCCCUCCCUUCCAUU
This is a messenger RNA of Elgaria multicarinata webbii, 4084 nucleotides long. It is a transcript of the gene SETDB1, whose product is annotated as SET domain bifurcated histone lysine methyltransferase 1. Gene Ontology annotation, cellular component: nucleus. The coding region runs from base 87 to 3857 and encodes 1256 amino acids. Gene Ontology annotation, molecular function: DNA binding; zinc ion binding; protein binding. The record is from RefSeq and is a predicted model, not a curated record. Gene Ontology annotation, biological process: negative regulation of gene expression; heterochromatin organization. Lineage: Eukaryota; Metazoa; Chordata; Lepidosauria; Squamata; Anguidae. The transcript has 22 exons.